Molecule: messenger RNA, 1599 nt
Organism: Paramormyrops kingsleyae
Lineage: Eukaryota; Metazoa; Chordata; Actinopteri; Osteoglossiformes; Mormyridae
Source: RefSeq, a predicted model, not a curated record
ACGAGUGUUUUGAAUUUCCUGGAACGUAGGAAAUAAAUUUACGCCUAUUAAAACCCGCUGCUCGGGGCAUAUCGAGCCAAUUUCGAUCAAAUCCCAGGGAUCGCUGGACUUAAGGCAUUAUGGAGAAUGUUAGCAGCGCAAACACGCAGUUCGCCCUCGACUUCUACCGAGAGGUGUGUUUGACCAGCGGCAACAUCAUCUUCUCCCCCCUGAGCAUCAGCGCGGCGUUCGCCAUGGUCUACCUGGGCGCUAAAGGGAACACGGCGGCUCAGAUGGCGAAGACUCUAUCUUUCAACAUGACCCCUGACCUCCACUCAGAUCUACAGAAGUUUAUUUCCAAUAUUGACAAACCUGAUGCCCCUUACCAGCUGACACUCGCCAACCGUCUCUAUGGCGAAAAGACCUUCAGCUUCCUGAAAGAGUUCUUGGACGCGACACGGAAGUUCUACCAAGCUGAACUGGAGCCGGUGGACUUCAUAGGCGCAGCAGAGGAAUCCCGCUGUCAAAUCAACCAGUGGGUGGAGGCCCAAACCAAUGGUAAAAUUACAGACAUGUUGGAUCCAGCGGCAGUUAACGACACAACAACACUGGUUCUUGUCAAUGCCCUGUAUUUCAAGGGAGAAUGGCAACAUGCAUUCAGGCGAUCUCAAACGAGGGAAAUGCCCUUUAAAAUCAAUGAGAGGGAGACCAAGCCUGUUCAGAUGAUGUAUUUGCAAAAAGUAUUGCCAUUUAAGCAUAUUGAGGAGUAUGACCUGCAGAUAGUGGAGAUGCCCUACAAGGGUGAUGAGCUGAGCACAUUCAUCCUGCUCCCUGAGGGGCCCCAGAAUGGCUCCAACCCCCUACAGAAGCUGGAGAAAGAGCUGACCCUGGAGAAGAUAAUGGAAUGGACAGACCGGAAGAAUAUGGACAGCGGUGGUUACAUUGACUUGUACCUCCCAAAGUUCAAGCUGGAAGACAGCUAUGACCUGAAGGAAGCCCUGACUCAUCUGGGCAUGACGGAUGCGUUUGAUGAGAACCUGGCAGAUCUGACUGGCAUAAACAGGGAGGGCGGCCUCUUCAUCUCCGCUGCUGUUCACAAGUCCUUCAUAGACGUGAACGAGGAGGGAACUGAGGCAGCAGCUGCCACAGGAAUCUCCAUAAAGCUGUGUUGUUUGAUCAUAGGGAAAGAAUUCAUGGCCGAUCACCCUUUCCUCUUCUUCAUCAGACACAACACGUCCAAGACAAUCCUCUUCUUUGGCCGAUUUUCCUCUCCAUGAGAUCCAUUUCAUAUUUACGUACUGCCAAAAAUAUUAGUCCAUAUUCCAUAUAUUGAUUGCUUCUAUCACCGUAGAAUCUACACUUGAUUUUGUGAGUAAUUAAAAAGUUUUUCUAAUAGUGCACAAAUUAGCUUUAAUUAUUUGUAAUCCAGCUUUAUUAUUGUGGCUUAAUGUGUUGAUCCAAUUUCUGACACUGACUGACAUUAUAUUAUGUCCAGAUACUUAGAUGUAUAACCUGAAACUUAUCUUGUGGAGCUUGUAAUUAUACAUAAAAAGGCAAAAUAUAUAAUUUCCAAUUGUCAAUAAUAACUUGUUCCAUAGAUAAAAUAAAUUCUUCCUUAUA